Molecule: messenger RNA, 2193 nt
Organism: Pteronotus mesoamericanus
Lineage: Eukaryota; Metazoa; Chordata; Mammalia; Chiroptera; Mormoopidae
Gene: CPXM1
Product: carboxypeptidase X, M14 family member 1
Exons: 15
Coding region: 1-2193 (730 amino acids)
Biological process (GO): peptide metabolic process; protein processing
Molecular function (GO): zinc ion binding; metallocarboxypeptidase activity
Source: RefSeq, a predicted model, not a curated record
AUGUGGGGUCUCCUGCUCGUCUUGGCCACCUUCGCGCCUGCCGUCGGUCAGGGUCUGGGAGCGCCCGGCGCCUCCCUGCUGGGCCUUAAGCCGCUCGCGAGCACCGAGGCCCCGAUCUCUACCUCGGUCCUGCCCAGCCGUCCGGCACAGCAGCCUGCGGGGAAGAAUAACGGGACCUCACAACAGCAUGUCCGGAUUCGAAUCAUCAAGAAGAAAAAGGUCAUUUUGAAGAAGCGAAAGAAGCUAACUAGCCCCAGGCCCCUGGUGACUUCCAGACCCCUGGUGACCUCCAGGCCUCUGGUGACUUCCAGUCCUGCAAAGACCCUUAACCUCCCCAAGGAGCAAGAACCAGACUGCCCGCCUUUGGGCCUGGAGUCCUUGCGAGUUUCAGAUAACCAGCUUGAGGCAUCCAGCAGCCAGUCCUUUGGUCUUGGGCCACACCGAGGACGGCUCAACAUCCAGUCAGGCCUGGAGGACGGAGAUCUAUACGAUGGGGCCUGGUGUGCCGAGCAGCAGGACGUUGAGCCAUGGCUUCAGGUGGAUGCCAGGCGCCCCAUCCGCUUCUCAGGCAUAAUCACCCAGGGCAGGAACUCCAUCUGGAGGUACGACUGGGUCACCUCAUACAAGGUCCAAUUCAGCAAUGACAGUCGGACCUGGUGGGGGAGUAGGAACCGCAGCAGUGGGAUGGACGCGGUAUUUCCUGCUAAUUCGGAUGCAGAGACGCCCGUGCUGAACCUCCUCCCUGAGCCCCAGGUGGCCCGCUUCAUUCGCCUGCUGCCCCAGACCUGGCUCCAAGGAGGUGCAUCUUGCCUCCGGGCGGAGAUCCUGGCCUGCUCGGUCUCAGAUCCUGAACCGGCAUUCUCUGACCCCCUGGACUUUCGGCAUCAUAAUUAUAAGGCCAUGAGGAAGCUGAUGAAGCAGGUGAAUGAGCAAUGCCCCAACAUCACCCGCAUCUACAGCAUCGGAAGGAGCUACCAGGGACUGAAGCUGUAUGUGAUGGAGAUGUCGGACCAUCCUGGGGAGCAUGAGCUGGGAGAGCCUGAGGUGCGAUACGUGGCCGGCAUGCAUGGGAAUGAGGCCCUAGGGCGGGAGUUGCUCCUGCUCCUGAUGCAGUUCCUGUGCCGUGAGUUCCUGCGAGGGGACCCACGGGUGACCCGGCUGCUCACGGAGACACGCAUUCACCUGCUGCCUUCCAUGAACCCCGAUGGCUAUGAGACUGCCUUCCGCCGGGGUUCAGAGCUGGUGGGCUGGGCGGAGGGCCGUUGGACCCAGCAGAGCAUUGACCUGAACCAUAAUUUUGCUGACCUUAACACACUGCUGUGGGAAGCAGAGGAUGAUGGGCUUGUGCCCGACACUGUCCCCAACCACCACCUGCCACUGCCCACUUACUACACCCUGCCCAAUGCCACUGUGGCUCCUGAAACUCGGGCAGUGAUCGACUGGAUGGAACGGAUCCCCUUUGUGCUGAGCGCCAACUUCCACGGGGGGGAGCUCGUGGUGUCGUACCCGUUCGACAUGACGCGGACCCCGUGGGCUGCCCGUGAACUCACGCCCACCCCAGAUGAUGUUGUGUUUCGCUGGCUCAGCACCGUCUAUGCCGGCAGUAAUUGGGCCAUGCAGAACCCGGAUCGCCGACCCUGCCACAGCCAGGACUUCUCCUUACAUGGCAACAUCAUCAACGGGGCUGACUGGCACACGGUCCCAGGGAGCAUGAACGACUUCAGCUACCUCCACACCAACUGCUUUGAGAUCACUGUGGAACUAUCCUGUGACAAGUUUCCUCACGAGAACGAGCUGCCCCAGGAGUGGGAGAACAACAAAGAGGCCCUCCUCACCUACCUGGAACAGGUGCGCAUGGGCAUUGCGGGAGUUGUGCGGGACAAGGACACGGAGCUGGGGAUUGCCGAUGCUGUCAUUGCAGUGGAUGGGAUUAACCAUGACGUAACAACUGCAAGGAGUGGGGACUACUGGCGCCUGCUGACCCCAGGGGACUACAUGGUGACUGCCAGUGCUGAAGGUUACCACUCAGUGACACGGAGCUGCCGGGUGACCUUUGAAGAGGGCCCUGUCCCCUGCAAUUUUCACCUCACCAAGACUCCCAAACAGAGACUGCGAGAGCUGCUGGCAGCUGGGGCGAAGGUGCCCCCAGACCUCCGGAGGCGGCUGGAGCGGCUAAGAGGACAGAAGGAUUAA